GCGGGGCCGGGGAGGGGGGGACCCGGCGGGACGCACGGAAGGAGGGAGGGGGCCGUGCUCAGCGCCCCGGCCGGGCCACGGGGCCACAGGGCAACACGGCCACGCCGCAUGCCACAAGCCUGAGGGAGCGGAGCCGGCCGGCAGGCAGGGCAGCUCGGUCCCGGGAACCCUCUGGGAUGCCUGAGAGUAUCUGCCUCCUGCCCCCAGCCUGGCUCCCACCAUGAGCGCCGAGCUCAACGUGCCUGUGGACCCCUCCACUCCUGCCUGCUCUGAACCCGGCCACAAGGGCAUGGAUUACCGGGACUGGGUCCGCCGCAGCUACCUGGAACUGGUCACGUCCAACCACCACUCUGUGCAGGCGCUCUCCUGGAGGAAGCUCUACCUGAGCAGAGCCAAGCUGAAGGCCUCCAGCCGGACCUCUGCCCUGCUGUCAGGCUUCGCCAUGGUGGCCAUGGUGGAGGUGCAGCUGGAGACGCAGUACCAGUACCCGCGGCCGCUGCUUAUCGCCUUCAGUGCCUGCACCACGGUGCUGGUGGCCGUGCACCUCUUUGCCCUGCUCAUCAGCACGUGCAUCCUGCCCAACGUGGAGGCCGUGAGCAACAUCCACAACCUCAACUCCAUCAGCGAGUCCCCGCACGAGCGCAUGCACCCCUACAUCGAGCUGGCCUGGGGCUUCUCGACCGUGCUGGGGAUCCUGCUCUUCCUGGCCGAGGUGGUGCUGCUCUGCUGGAUCAAGUUCCUGCCCGUGGACGCGCGGCGCCAGCCCGGCCCCCCGCCCGGCCCCGGCGGCCACACGGGCUGGCAGGCCGCGCUCGUGUCCACCAUCAUCAUGGUGCCCGUAGGUCUCAUCUUUGUGGUCUUCACCAUCCACUUCUACCGCUCGCUGGUACGCCACAAAACCGAGCGGCAUAACCGCGAGAUCGAGGAGCUGCACAAGCUCAAGGUGCAGCUGGACGGGCACGAACGCAGCCUGCAGGUCGUGUGAGGGCGCGGCGCCCCGGGCACAGGCCAGCAGCCCCCACCCUCCCACCCCCCGGGAGCCAGCAAUGAGCUGCUUGCCUUCUGGGGAGCAUCACACGGGAACGUGGGGAUUCCUGACAAGGCUGCCUACGCACUGCCAGAAAGUUCCAGACCAAAGUCUCGUCCCUGUCUUCAUGUCGGAGAACCUGGCUGGAUGAUGCUCCCGCAGAAAGUGGAAAUCUGUAGUUAAAAGAGAGACUCUGUUGCCAAGAGCUGAGAGCAAAAAAAAAAAAAACAAAAAAAAAACAAAAAACAAAAACAAAAACCUGAGUCCUUGGGCCUGGGGAUUCUCUGCGGCAGGGGACAGGGCUCCAGGCAGCACCCAGGCGUCGUGGGCAAGGGCAAUCUCAGACACGUGGAACAGGCGGCCAGCAGAGGUGGGAGAGCAAGGGGAGGGCAGAGAGUUUCAGAGAAGGGAUUGCCCGGUGACACGUGAGGUGGGUCUCCUGGCGGCUGGGUGUCUGAUGAGAUGGGGUACAGACCCACAGCUUUGCCUGGUGGUUUCCUCUGCUGCCCUGGGGGGAAUCAGUGGCCUGGCUCACAGGAGGAGGGCGGGAACCUGGAGCACGGGUCUGCUCAGCUGGUGCUGCCGGUGCUCAGCCGGCCAUCAGACUUGUCAGGCCCCUGGGAAGACAUCCAAGGAUGGAGGCCUGCUGGGGCUGGCAAGGCACGUCUGUGGGCAUCCCGUGUGAAAGGCCCUUGAGGAGACUUUUAACUGAGGGGUGCUCUGAGGCACACUGGGCUCAAAUUCUCUCUAGCCAGCCUGGAGCCCAGUCACAAUGACCCAACAAAGCCACUGGAUCGGGGAAAGGGCUCAAGUCCAGAGUUCUCCAUGUUUGGGCUACAAAAUGGCCUUGGAGCCCAAGUCAGCUGCCUCUCCAGGCUAUGGCUGCCAAAGUCACUUGCUCAGGAAGCAGAGCCUGCUUCCUGUCUCCCUGCUGCCUUGUGACCCCAGGAGGCGGGAGGGGGCAGCCUGGGGGACUUUCUGUUUAGACAAGGCCAUUGGCCGGCCCUGGCCAAAUGCGGGUCCCGCUUCUAAUGGAAGGCGAAUCCCCAUAUAGUGCUCCCCUGCAGCAACCCCCAGUCCUCCCAGCCCCACGCAGGGGCCCAGCUCCUACAUUUCCCGGGCCUUGUGCAGCGUGGGUUCUGCUGUUUUCAUUAGACCAUAGCCCAUGUUCUUGGGUCAUGCACAUACAUACUACAGCUCAGCUCAGGGGGAAGCAUGCCACAUCCUGAGCUGCUUUCAAAAACCAGGCUUACCACACUGGCCAACAGCCACCUAGAGAGGGAGACUUUUGUUUUCAUAGUCCUCGGACAUCAUGCUCUGAUGGCAUUUCUGUGGACAGCUUACUCUCUGUGGGGUCUGAGUCGCCCACACCAAGAAAUCCUGGCUGGCCUGGCGGAGGUUGCUGGGAAUGUGACACACUGUUGAGGACACAAACCUUAACACGUAACCAAAAUGCCAAGGGGCUGCCUGGGAGCUGUGCCGAGAAUCAACCGUUGUUAAGUCGGGACAUUGUGGGAGCCUGGACAAGAGCCUGGCAUCUUCCAAAGGGCGUGUUCCUUGCAUCCUGCAGACGUCUGUCGUUAAUUUGCUUGCUCUCUGGUGCAUGUCUGUUCUUUCUUGGGGCCUUGUUGAAAAGGCUUGUCUGCCUUACUGUGUAUUUGCUUUGUGUCUGCGUCUCUGUAAGACAGCCACUCUGUCCUGGACAAGACAGGCUGGCUUCUCCCCACGGCUGGGAGUGGGCAGUAGGCCCUUCCUCCAGCCUGGGCCUUUUGGGAGGGGCCAUGCUGGCCUCACUGUCCUGGGCCAUCUGGUGCCUCCGCCCCAAGUGCACCAGAUGUGCCAAGCUCCUAAGACUAGAAAGCACCCCCCGGUUCCAGCUAGGAGCCAGCUGUUAAUGCCUGCUCCAUGGGCAGAGCCUCAGGCCUGACCGCACAGGGCUACACACUGGGUUACCUGUGACUGGAACAUGGGCAGGAAAGGUGCCACAUCUCAUUUUUAACAAUGAUUGGAAGAGUGUAAUUCUUGCUCUCUUUCAUCUAGAGCGUUCUCCCAGCUCCCAGAGGCAGGGGGCAAGCAGAGGAAUUUCUGUGGGGACAGAGAGGACCAUGGUCUGGGGACUGGUGGUCAGCAGGGAACCUUCCUGGUGGCCCCAGAGCUUCUGGGGAGAUGGAGGGACCAGCUGCUAUUUGGAGCUGCAGACACGACUCAGCGGGGGUGGGUUGGGCGGAGGGGAAGGCACAUUACAAACUAGAAAGUCACUUUCUGGAGGCUUAACCUGAUUGUGAAGCGUUCCAAGUGCAGCGGCCGCCGGGUGGUGAGGCCACGCAGGCCGCCCCGGAGCCUGCGUGGGCUUGCCCUAUUUUCCUCUGAGCGGAGCCUCCCCCACAGGUACGCUGGGGCCCUUUCCAGAGCGGAACACGGUCUCCAUUUCAUACCUUGACCAGAAGUUUCAAAACUCCAGGUGUUUCUAUUUUAGAAACUGCGAGGGCAGGACGUAUCCUAGUGUCUUCUAGGAAAGCCUGCUGAGGCUAAAACCGCGUGAGCCCGGGUGUCGGCGGCUGUUCCGUCUUGCGCUGAUUGACUCAUUAUGCAUGACGCUGCGGAGAUCACGUGCGGUGUACAUAACCCCCGUCCCGCGUGUGGGUUUUUAAAACAGUUGCCCUGGAGUGAGCUGAAUAAACAGGUAAAGCUAUGAA
Messenger RNA from Felis catus (domestic cat), 3723 nucleotides. It is a transcript of the gene ORAI2, whose product is annotated as ORAI calcium release-activated calcium modulator 2. The record is from RefSeq and is a predicted model, not a curated record. Gene Ontology annotation, cellular component: membrane. The transcript is spliced from 3 exons. Lineage: Eukaryota; Metazoa; Chordata; Mammalia; Carnivora; Felidae. The coding region runs from base 221 to 985 and encodes 254 amino acids. Gene Ontology annotation, molecular function: store-operated calcium channel activity. Gene Ontology annotation, biological process: store-operated calcium entry.